Molecule: messenger RNA, 891 nt
Organism: Lathyrus oleraceus (garden pea)
Lineage: Eukaryota; Viridiplantae; Streptophyta; Magnoliopsida; Fabales; Fabaceae
Product: pathogen-related protein
Exons: 4
Coding region: 105-788 (227 amino acids)
Source: RefSeq, a predicted model, not a curated record
AAUCUAGGACAUAUGAUCAUAACCAUCUUCCUUUACACCUAUAAAUACAUAUGAAUUUUUCUAGUUUAUGCAUAACCUCUUCAUUAUAAUUUAUAACAUUUAACAUGUCAAACAUAGUUUUAAAAGACAAGUACAGAUCUAUUUUGCAUGAUGAAGAUGAGAACAUCCAGUGGAGACAUGGUGGCCCUCCCACUUAUGGUCUUGUCAACCAGCUUUUCGAACAAGGAAGAACCAAAGAAUGGCCAGAAGGAUCAUUGGAGGAAAUAGUGCAAAAUGGUAUUAAGUCAUGGGAGAUGGAACUCUCUCACAAGAUCCGGUUGCAGGACUUCAAGACCAUUGUGCCUGAAAAAUUUAAGCUCUUUGUUAAUGGCAGAGAGGGACUAAGUGCAGAGGAAACUCUAAGUUUAGGAAGUUAUAAUGCAUUGUUGAAAAGUUCUUUGCCAGAAAAUUUGAAGCCAUAUAAUUCAAAUGAAGAGACUUUUGAAUCCUCUCAUGAAGUGUUCAAAUCAGCUUUUCCAAGAGGAUUUGCAUGGGAAGUGAUUAAAGUUUACACAGGACCACCUGAAAUUGCUUUCAAGUUUAGGCAUUGGGGAUUCUUUGAAGGUCCAUUCAAAGGACAUGCCCCUAAUGGGAAAAUAGUCCAAUUCUUUGGCUUGGGAACUCUCAAGGUGGAUGAUGCUUUGAAGGUUGAAGAGGUGGAAAUUUACUAUGACCCAGCAGAGUUGCUUGGAGGCCUUCUAUCAAAUGGAGAUAGUACAAAAACUUCACCUUGUCCUUUUUCCAAUUAAUAAAUUAUUUACUAUAAAAUUGCAAGUGAAUAAUAAUAAUAAUAAUAAUAUUUGAUCUUGCUGUAUUUCUAGAAUAAAUUUAUGGGGGCAGAGGAAUUCAUUA